Naumovozyma castellii is the source of this 3249-nucleotide messenger RNA. RefSeq names its product histone methyltransferase SET1 (gene SET1). The transcript has a single exon. Lineage: Eukaryota; Fungi; Ascomycota; Saccharomycetes; Saccharomycetales; Saccharomycetaceae. The record is from RefSeq and is a predicted model, not a curated record. The coding region runs from base 1 to 3249 and encodes 1082 amino acids.
AUGUCAGGCUAUCAUAGACGAUCAUAUCCUAGACCGCCUUCCUCUUCUCAUCGCCCUCAUGGUAGUGCUCCAAAUCAUCAAGGACCACCAUACCAGGAAGAAAGAGAACCAAGUAGAAGUCGAUAUAAUAAUGAUGGUCAAGGUUCCUUUCAAGAAACACGAUAUUCUGGAGAACGCGAAAGUAUAGGACAUCGUUAUCAACAGCCGCCUUCCCGUGUCUACAAAGAUCAAAAACAUCCAGAUUCUGGACGUGUACCAUAUGCAGCUCGUAGCAUUCGCAGAGCUAUUGAUGAACACGCGAAUACUAGGCCUCAACCAUUUUUUCCAACACGAGAUUCACGAUAUUCUCAAGGAAAUUCAUCACCAACAGCUCAUGUACCUUUGAAAAUCGCCAAGAGUGUGUCAUCAGCUGGUAAACCCGUAAGAAGUUUACAUUCUAGACCUGCUCCAAUAAUACGAUAUUCAGAGGUGACAAAUUUGACAGCAAAAUAUCAUUAUUUUGAUCCUGUGUCUAAGAAGUUGAUACAUAAAGAUGAAAUGUCUACAUGGAAUCAAAAAGGAAAGUAUCCUAUAACUGGGUUUGUAACGAUCUUAGAUUCAGAGCAACAUCCAAUGAUACAGGCAAGGAAUCCAGAAAUCAAAUCAAUUGAUCCUCGUAAACUUACUUCUCCAACAGCUUCAAUAUCUCAUCGAAAAUUAAGGAAUAACUUGACGAAUGUGGCGCGUAUAGUAUAUGACAAAUACUCAGUUGGACCGCCUCCUCCGUGUGCCAUUAUUGUAUCUCCAACUUCUAUUAUCAAUAACACAAUGAUUCAAGAUAUAUCUAUUAAGAAUUAUUUCAAGAAAUUCGGAGUAAUUUCACAUUUCGAAUCUUUUAAUGAUCCAAAUAGUGCCUUACCAUUACACAUAUAUUUGAUUAAAUACACAGCACCAAAUGGAAAACUAAGUAACUUAGACAUUCCAGUGAAAUCGGCAUACCAAGCCGUGAAAGAAUUUAAAGAGAAAGGCUGUUUCAUAAUGGGUUCUAAUUUUAAUGUCGCCUUGAAUAAAGAAAAGUUACUUGAAGACAUCAAGACCACUCUGGUAGAGGAAAAUAUCAAAAAGGCUAAACAAUUAAGCGCAGUGGCUAUCUCUACAGAAAAGAAGGAUCGGGCACCUAUUGCAAAGAACCAAAAAAUUACAAUGGAAAGGCCAAAGCGAAGUAUCCCAUAUGAUUUGGCAAGAGCUGUAAAUAAUAAGCCGUGCCUUUUUGUCUCUAGAGUCUUCAUGGCUCUCCAUGGCUUCAGAACAGAAGAUUUCAAAUACAAAUUGAGAAGAUAUAGAUAUUCCAAGUUUCUUGAUCAUAUCACAGGAUUAUAUAUUGUCUUUGGCGACUUAUUGGAAUGUAAGAAGUGUUUUGAAUUAGAAUCCGGUAAAAUGACUCUAGUAUCACGCUCUAGACGUAUUCCUAUUGAAAUUAGAUUUGUUUUAAUUCCUCCUGUUGAUCAAUUACCCACAAGAUUUGGGGGCUUCGGGAAAUCGACUAAUUUAUCACCUUCCACUUCUUCGGCAUCACAUGUUAAAGUCUAUAAAACAAAGGAUGAACUAAUUAAUGCAACUGUGAAGUAUAUUUUGAAAGAUUUGAAGAGCAUCUUAGAUACUGAUAUCAGAAAAAGAUUGAUUGGGCCAACGGUGUUUGAUACAUUAAAUCCUACCAACUUUCCUGAAUUAAUGAGUAAGAAAGAAUCUAAAGAACGUGCAAAGCAAAAUGCGAUCGAAACAGCUGCCGUGGAACAGAAGAAAUUAAGAGAAUCUACAAAUCAAGAUUUCGAUAUAUUUAAUCUUUAUGGUGGUUAUACUAGAAAAGCUAUUAAGAAGAGAAGAACAUCAGAACUCUCUGAUAUAUCAGAAUCUAUUUCAUUAAAGAAGAAAAAACUAGCCAGACCUAUGGCCCACCUCUUAAAUGAAGAUAUUGGAUCGAAAGAAAAUACUCCAACUUUGGAAUCUGCCACUCCAUUUGAUGAAUUUGAUAAUGACCAUGAUCUACUAUCUUCCACAUCAUCGAGCGAAGCAGAAGAUGGGUUUAUUGAUGAUAAGCAGAAGGUUUUGACAAAUGAAUCUCCAGUAACAACCCCAGAAACACCACAAGAUGAUUCUUUACUAUUUUCCUCAAGCAAGCCUCCAAAGGUCGAUGUUACGGCAGAUCUUUAUAAGCCAUCGGCUACAGAAUUUCCAGAAACGGUUUAUAAAGAAGAUUUAUCUAUUCUUAAAUUGUCUACCCCCUUAUCGAUCGUAGAUCUACAGAAUAUGGUUAGAGAUGAUGAAGAUCUUUUCUUAUUGAAAGAGCUUGUGGCUUACAAGGAGCCUAACACGGUUAAUGCUGCUGAUGAAUGUCUUGAAUACGCCAUUUGGAAAUUACGUGAAUGGAAGAAAAAUGACACUUUAAUAAAGGAAAAUCAAUUAAAACUGAAUGAAGUUCCUUUCGCACCAGCAUUGAAGAUCAAAAACGGGCCAUUCAAAGCAGAGAAUAUCAGAAAAGUUCCUGAUCGCUUAAAGAAUUGUUAUCUACCACAUCGUCGGAAGCUUCAUCAGCCAUUAAACACGGUUAAUCAGCAUAAUACAGAAUCUGUAGAUAAGGAAAACUCCCCUGAGAAGUUGUCAAAAAGAGAAGAUACGGUAAAGCCAGAACCUUCUGAAUCUGUGGUCGCUCAAGAAAUCUCUUCAUCGAGAGACAACAGAGCAUCGAAUAGAAGAUUUCAACAGAAUAUAGAGGCUCAAAGGGCAGCCAUUGGAACGGAAUCUGAAUUAUUAUCUUUGAAUCAACUUAAUAAAAGAAAAAAGCCUGUCACAUUUGCUAGAUCUGCCAUCCAUAAUUGGGGUUUGUAUGCAUUGGAGCCUAUUGCAGCAAGGGAAAUGAUUAUUGAAUAUGUUGGUGAAAGCAUUAGGCAACCUGUUGCUGAAAUGAGAGAAAGAAGGUACUUGAAAAGUGGUAUAGGGUCAAGUUAUUUAUUUAGAGUGGAUGAAAACAAUGUUAUCGACGCUACUAAGAAGGGAGGCAUAGCAAGGUUUAUUAACCAUUGUUGUGAUCCAAGUUGUACGGCCAAAAUUAUCAAAGUUGGUGGGAAAAGAAGAAUCGUUAUAUAUGCACUGAGAGAUAUUGCGGCAAAUGAGGAACUGACCUACGAUUACAAAUUUGAAAGGGAACUUGAUGCUGAAGAAAGGUUACCUUGCUACUGUGGUUCCGUGAAUUGUAAGGGUUUCCUUAACUGA